This is a messenger RNA of Aspergillus versicolor CBS 583.65, 1333 nucleotides long. RefSeq names its product putative RAS small monomeric GTPase (Rsr1). The transcript is spliced from 8 exons. Gene Ontology annotation, molecular function: GDP binding; GTP binding; GTPase activity. Gene Ontology annotation, cellular component: plasma membrane. The coding region runs from base 289 to 927 and encodes 212 amino acids. Gene Ontology annotation, biological process: signal transduction. The record is from RefSeq and is a predicted model, not a curated record. Lineage: Eukaryota; Fungi; Ascomycota; Eurotiomycetes; Eurotiales; Aspergillaceae.
ACCCCCGCUCCUUUACCCCCGAGGGACUUGGACUACCAUCCGAUCCGCCAGGAGGCCCAACCAUUGCCCGAGCGCCGCGCAUUACAUCGGACCUACGAAACUACGUCUUCGCCAGUUCGCAAAGGGAUUUUUGGAUUCUUGGUUUGUUUGCUGCGGAACAGAUAUACUUCGACGCAGGCACGCUUGUUGGACAGUACCAUCUUUUUGGUCAUACUGUUUGCCAUUGAGAAAGCUCACUCCAAUCGAGAGGUUCAGCUGUAAUCGCUGGUGUCACGAUUACUCAUACCAAUGCGGCCGCAACGAGAAUACCAUAUUGUCGUGUUAGGCGCUGGAGGAGUUGGUAAAAGCUGUCUAACUGCGCAAUUCGUUCAAAAUGUCUGGAUUGAAAGCUAUGACCCAACAAUCGAGGAUUCCUAUCGCAAACAUAUUGAGGUAGACGGCCGACAAUGUAUUCUAGAAAUUCUUGACACAGCAGGCACAGAACAGUUUACGGCCAUGAGAGAGCUAUAUAUGAAGCAAGGCCAAGGCUUCCUGCUUGUAUUUUCCAUCACGAGCAUGUCCUCUCUGAACGAACUAUCUGAAUUACGGGAGCAGAUUAUUCGUAUUAAGGAUGAUGAAAACGUCCCCAUUGUCAUUGUGGGCAACAAAUCGGACCUAGAGGAAGACCGCGCGGUACCCCGUGCACGCGCAUUCUCUCUUUCUCAAAGCUGGGGCAAUGCUCCAUAUUACGAGACUUCGGCUCGUCGACGCGCCAAUGUUAACGAGGUCUUCGUUGACCUCUGCCGGCAGAUUAUCCGAAAGGACGCCAAAGGAAGCUCAGGCGACUACGAACUCGCGCCUCGCAAGCGUGAGGGUCAGGGUCGACAGGAAAGAAGGCGAGGAAAGCGACGAGAGCCCAAGCGGAAGGGACCUUGCGUCAUUCUAUAGAAAACCGGCAACCCCAAAAGCGCGAGCUAUGGCUUCUUCGUUGCUCCUCCAUCGCAUUAUGCGACCAUCAGACGAGUCCUCUCCUCACAUUACUGCUCAUGAACCCCUAACGACUUGCACAUACCAACACAUGCCAUAAAACAUGAUACCAAACCAAUCUCUACUGUGUUCCAUCUUACGCUUUCGACGUCAUAUUACGAUAGAUUUCUGUUCAUUUACACUUUUCUACUUCUAUUACUUUACACCCGCCAUCUAUUAUAUUAUGCUUCAGGAAUGGAAAAGUUUAUUUUUUUUCUGUACCUUUCUUCCUUCCCUCAUAAUUUAGCUGUCGGUGCCAUGGUAAUACCAGGGGUAAGUUGCAAGUCAUGAUCCAAAUAAGGUGAUUGCUAUCAUGUCACCCUCGACA